AUGGCCGACGUAAAGAGCGAGCUUCCCACUUACAGCGCCGCCGUCGGGGUAUCCUCCGCCCCCGGCGCCGUGAGGGGAUGGAAUCCCGAUCUCCAACUUCCCCGCAGAUCGCGAGUGCUGCGCGUAUUCGGUCUGGCGUGCCUCGCGUUCAUCGUCUACGCGCAAUGGAGGCAAAUAGCACCCAUUGAUGCUGGCUCAAAUUCGGAAGCCAAUGUCCACGGCCUGUCAAUCGAACAACUCCAAGAAGAUCUCGCGACAUGCGGCAAACUGCACCACAAACCGGUGGACCCGAUCGGCUACGGCCGGACAAGGAAUGCCCGCUACGUGGAAGGCAAGAAACCCACUGUCAUCAAGAACGCGACGGUCUGGGUCGGAGAACCGGCCGAGGGGACGACGAACUUCAGCUGGAUCUCGGCGGAUGUGUUCAUUGAACAUGGAAUGAUUAAAGAAGUGUCCAAGAAUAUCGCGAUCGCGAGUUUACCAACAGAUGUCUUGGUUUACGAAGCGAAACGCAGGCCUCUGACGAGCGGAAUCAUCGACAUGCACAGCCAUGCCGCGGUACAUUCCCUGCCAACGCUGCAUGGAAAUGAGGACGUCAGCGAACUAUCAAAGGAUAUAACACCAUAUGUGCGAUCCAUCGACGGCAUUCAACCGACCGAUCAUCAACUCCAAGUCAUCAAGUCCGGCGGCGUCACGACCUCUCUCAUCCUACCCGGGUCUAGCAAUAACAUCGGCGGCGAAGCGUACGUGAUCAAGCAUGUGGUGGGACAGCCCGACGGACGCAACGAAACCGGUGUCAUCGACAUGCUAGCGGACCCGGAUCGCACGUGGCGGUACAUGAAGAUGGCCUGCGGCGAAAACUCCAAGCAGAUCCACGGCAAGGCCGGCGAGCGAGGCCCGUACAGCCGGCUGGGCGAAAGCUGGGAGUUUCGCCAUGCCUUUGAGCAUGCCACCAAGCUGAAGCGCGAGCAGGAUGACUGGUGCAGGGCGGCUGCCCGAGGGCUGGACAAUGUCCAGACGUAUCUGCCUUUCGAACUCGAAUGGGAAUCUCUCGUGGCUCUCCUGAGGGGCCAGGUUCACGUGCAUACGCAUUGCUAUACCAUCAACGAUUUGGAGGCUUUUGUCGACCAUACCAACGAGUUCAAGUUCCCAAUCAGGGCAUUUCACCACGCCCAUCAGACGUAUCUCGUGCCCGAGAUCCUCAAGCGGGCCUGGGGUGGAGAUCCGCCGGCAUCAGCCCUGUUCGCGGAUAACAUGUGGUACAAAGCCGAGGCCGCCAUAGGCUCCGAGUAUGCAGGCAAACAUCUUUACGAUGCCGGCUUGGUCCCCAUCUACGUGAGCGAUAACCCAGUCCUCAACGCGCAGCACGUUGUCCUCGAAGCCGCCAAGGCCUAUAAGUACUGCCUGCCAUAUCACGCAGCGCUUGCAUCGGUCACGAGCGCUCCGGCGGAGCGUUUGGGUCUUGGUAGCAGACUAGGAAAGGUCAAGCCUGGCUUUGAUGCGGACAUCGUUGUCUGGGAUAGCGACCCGUUGAGUGUCGGCGCGACUCCGGUCCAGGUGUGGAUCGACGGCACAGCGCAAUACGAGAACCCAGUCGAGCUGAAGAAGCCGUUUGAAGGAACCAUCGUGCCGGACAAAGACCUUGGCAGGAUUUCGGAGCAGUUGGCGGAGGUAACUGGUGAUGUUGUCUUCACCGGAAUCUCCGAAGUCGUCCUAUCUCUUAAGGCAUCCGGCGUUGCUGCCGACGGCGAAACCUACAACGUCGCCAUAUCUAAUGGCAAAAUUACUUGUGUUGGCCUCUGCAAGGCUGAGCUAGAGAUGGCAUCCCGAACGGAGGGUGCCGUGAUCUCCGUCAAAAAUGGGUACCUCUCCCCAGCAUUCACCGCGUUUGGAUCAACUCUCGGUCUCAACUUCGUCGAGACCGAACGAGCGACUGACAACGGCGACGACGGAGGGCACUUCAGCCGUGGGGUAGACGGACUUGCCCUCGAUAACGAGAAACUCCGCGUCGCCCAUCGCUACGGCGUCACACGGGCCAUCUCGGCGCCGAAGUUCGCCGGCGGUGGGACCCACCACGGCACCAGCGCGGGAUUUCUCACCGGAGCCGAGACCGUGCUCGAUUCCGGUGCUGUUUUCGCACGCGACGCCGCCCUUCAUUACACUCUCGAUCUCUCAGCCAAACGCGGCGUUGACGGUGCAUCUACCACGUCGGCGGCGGUGGGUGAACUGCGCCACAAGCUGCUGAAGGCUGUGGCUUCGGCAGCGUCUGAUGAGCCUAUCAGACUGGAAGAGAGUUACUCGGAGGCAGCGUUUCUGCGCAAGGUCAUUCGGGAAAAGUUUCCACUGGCUAUCACCGUUCAUAGUGCGGACACAAUUGCCGCCUUGAUCGACGUCAAAGCUUCAGUAGAGCGAGCUAUGAAAGAACUAAACGUCGGACAGACUCUUCGGGUGAUCGUUGUCGGAGGCGCUGAGGCUCACAUGGUUGCGAAGGACCUUGCGUCUGCUGGCGUUGGUGUCGUUCUUGCUCCUGCGCAAUCGUUCGCCGUUUCUUGGGAUCAGAGGAGAGCUCUCACAGGAGCACCACUGACUAACGGGACGGCAAUCGAUGCACUAGUGGAUGCUGGGGUCGUCACGGCUAUUGGUCUCGAAGAAGACUGGCUCGUGAGAGAUCUUGGUCUGUUGGCUGGUGUUGCCUAUAAGAACGGCGAAGGAAGACUACCCGAGAAAGACGCGAUUGGUCUGAUUUCACGAAACAUAGUCAGCAUGCUUGGUCUCGAGCCCGCCAGUCCAUAUCAGGACUUUGUGAUCUUUCGAGGUAGCCCCCUCGAGAUAGACUCGAAUGUUAUGGCAGUUGGGGGUCAUAAUGGGAAACUUCACAUAGCCUUAUAG
Messenger RNA from Colletotrichum karsti, 2889 nucleotides. RefSeq names its product amidohydrolase. Lineage: Eukaryota; Fungi; Ascomycota; Sordariomycetes; Glomerellales; Glomerellaceae. The transcript is spliced from 2 exons. The record is from RefSeq and is a predicted model, not a curated record. Gene Ontology annotation, molecular function: N-acetylglucosamine-6-phosphate deacetylase activity. Gene Ontology annotation, biological process: N-acetylglucosamine catabolic process. The coding region runs from base 1 to 2889 and encodes 962 amino acids.